This is a messenger RNA of Brassica rapa (field mustard), 492 nucleotides long. Its product is annotated as F-box protein At1g19070-like. Lineage: Eukaryota; Viridiplantae; Streptophyta; Magnoliopsida; Brassicales; Brassicaceae. The record is from RefSeq and is a predicted model, not a curated record. Gene Ontology annotation, molecular function: protein binding.
AUGUCUUCCAUAGAUUACAUCAGCCGUUUACCAGAUUGUCUUAUAAGCCACAUCUUAUCUUUUGUUUCCACUAAAGAAGCUGCUUCCACUUCCGUUCUUGCCAAAAGGUGGAGAUAUCUCUUUGCUCUUACACCUGAUCUUUAUUUCGAUGACUCUGUCUAUCUGAAUCCUGAAAACAAGAGCAAAACUCUUAUGAGUUUUGUGGAUUUUGUGGAUAGAGUGUUAGUUUUGCACCAGAAUGUUCCUUUAAACAGAUUCUCUCUCAAGUGUGAAGAUGUUAUUCAUCCAGCUAUUAUCACUAGUUGGUUACUCAAGGUGAUGAACCGAGGUGUGUUAGAUCUUGAUCUACAAAUCAUAUCUUCUGAUAUGGAUUGUCCUCUCCCUUCUGAGAUGUUUGUGAGUGAGACUUUGGUUAAGUUGUUUAUAAGAGUUUGUGGGGUCCUCGCCAUUGAUAAGGCUAAAGAUGUUUUUCUUCCAAAGUUUCUUUCGUAA